Messenger RNA from Achroia grisella, 344 nucleotides. RefSeq lists its product as uncharacterized. The record is from RefSeq and is a predicted model, not a curated record. Lineage: Eukaryota; Metazoa; Arthropoda; Insecta; Lepidoptera; Pyralidae. Gene Ontology annotation, molecular function: protein binding. Bases 1 to 321 code for a protein of 106 amino acids. The transcript is spliced from 4 exons.
AUGGCAAACAAACUGUGGGCCUACAUGAAGAAUAGUACAGCAAUACUAUUACUGGCCGCAGAAGUAUGGUCUCACGUAGAAAUAGAAGCUGAAGACUACUUCUUUCCUUUAGAGCCGGUAAUAAAUUUCUGCAAAAUGGCGGACCAGUGUCAACACGACUUCGUACCUAUAUGCGGCCAGGAUUCUCUCGGCAUCACGAGAAUGUUCAACGACAAUUGUGACCUAUACGAAUACAAUUGCGAUGAGAAGAAACAAUAUCGUCAUGUGAAGAUGGAUGUGUGUAAGUAUGAAGCCGCCGCAGCGGAGAGGGUUGGUGAAUAAUCUGAAUGGUUUAAGUAACAAAU